Wallemia ichthyophaga EXF-994 is the source of this 792-nucleotide messenger RNA. RefSeq lists its product as uncharacterized. The record is from RefSeq and is a predicted model, not a curated record. NCBI's taxonomy places the organism in Eukaryota, Fungi, Basidiomycota, Wallemiomycetes, Wallemiales, Wallemiaceae. Bases 1 to 792 code for a protein of 263 amino acids. The transcript has a single exon.
AUGAUGGAUUUAUUCAACAUCGGAAGCAGCACGCCACCAAAGCCAAAGCCAGCACGACAAAGAGUCACGCGUCCAACGCAGCCUGCUUCACUUGAUUCUGGCUAUCGAUACAGAUACAGGCAGAAUGGCACUGGCAGUGGGAAUUUAAAGAGCGAUGGAGAUCAAUUUGGAAUUGGUGGGAAUAGAAGACGCGUUGCAAACCUACAUCACAGUUCAUCACCUACGUCUGCAACGACAUCUAAAUUCAGUCACGCGAUUCUGUCGUCGUCUCCACUCGCACCCAACGACGCAGCAGAUCCUAAGAAAAGACUUUGGAAGGAAAGGUUCAAAUCUCAGCAGCUAAGAAAGUUGUCUAGAGCUCGCGAUGUUGACUCUGCCCGUAUAAAUUCCAAGCAGCUCUUCAAUCUCGAUGAGGAGGCUGAUGAGGACGACGAUGACCUGCAGAAUAAAAUCGACAGCAAGAUUGACGAAAGGGAUUACAGAUCUGAGAUUAGGCGAAAAGAAAGCAAGUUUGAUCUUUGCGUUGGCUCAGAUUAUGAUCCACUUGAGUUUUGGAGUGAGACUGAGGAGGAAAUACCCGAGGAUUUGGACAAUAACAUGGAUAUGUCCUAUUUCAAUGACGCAAAUGCUACUAACGCCGCAGAUAGCGAUGACCUCUUUGAUGAUGAUGAAUUAGAUGCACUUUAUGAUGAAUAUUUAUCACAAAAUGCGCAAAAUGCACACAACUCAAACAACACACACAACACACACAACGCACAGCAAAAAGAAGAUACCUCAAUGGACAUGUCAUGA